AUGUCGGACCCGGAAACAUAUAGGGAGCUUCCAAAGAGUGAAGUCCCGAAAGACAUAGGUGCAAAAAGCCAGUCUCCUUCAGAAGAAAUAUUCGCAACUCCCGCAAAUGAGCAUUUCUUGAAGCAGCAUUCUUAUAUUGAUCUCAAUCCUCUUGUGCAUGAAAUAAGAUUGGUCCAUGUCUUCAAGAAACCUGGAAACCAUUUGAUCUGCUGCGACUUUCUCCCCCCACAGAAACUCACAGAGAUCAGCAAGAAAUACUGCACGAUAUCCUACUGCGCGGGCAGCGCCGAAGACAUUAAGCCCAUUCUUCUUCAAGGGAUAGAGUUCAAUGUAUUUGCCAAUCUCGACUGCGCUCUUCGGGAAACACUUGCAUAUUGGAGCACCAUUAAUGCUGAAUUCGCCUGUGUUCUCUGGGUCGACCAGAUAUGCAUCAAUCAAUACAAUGAUGCUGAAAGAUCUCACCAAGUCAAAUUCAUGAAGGAAAUCUAUUUGAAUUCCGGUGGAACGUUUAUCUGUCUUUCUACAGCCGAAGCAGACAAGCCUGGACCGAAUGCCCUAUCUUGGUUUUCCCAGAGAGAUGUACAUGAGCUGACCUUGAGGCACUCAUCCGAUAUAACCCUGGCAGACUAUGUCAAUGGCUGGAAUGCGUUCUACAACUUGAUUGAAUGCCCAUGGUGGAGUCGUGCUUGGAUUCGUCAGGAGUUUGCCUGUUCGGAAAUCGCGAUCUUCUUGUAUCAAAAAGAGGCCUUGCAAUUUUCCGAGUUGGAGUGGCUUCAAGCUCUCUGUAAUUUAGACCUCCAUAGUACCAUCCAUCCACGUGUGGAUAGGUUCUAUGGACCUUUGCCUUCGCCCGUCGAGAUCGAGAAAGAGAUGGAAAGUCUCACUGAGAGGCAAAUUAGUGCUUGGGAGAGUUGCCGUACUGCCAUGGAUCUACUCUUUCAGAGGAGCGUCUUUGAAAAUGACUCCUUAGAGUAUAACAUGGAUAUAAAGAAAUUGGCGAUGCUCGCCCUUGACUCUAAAGCGACUGAUCCACGGGACAAGAUCUUUUGUCAACUGGGACUUGCACAUCGAGGAUACAACAUCAUGCCAAAUUAUUCCAAGUCUAAUACUCUUUCUCGCGUACUAAUCGACACCGCAGCCAAGAUAAUCCAGUUCGAGGGAAAUCUCGACAUACUUUUAUAUGCGCUUCAUCUUGUUAAAGCACCAUCCUGUCGAUUGCCAUCUUGGGUACCUGACUGGACUUCCUCGAAGACUUCGAGCUUUUUCACUUUGGGAUACUCGGAAGUUUUAUCGUCUCUUGCAGUCAACGAUCGGACCAGAAACGACACCAUUAAUCCUUUCCGAUUUCGAGAGAGCCCUGAGGGUGGUGAGAACUCUGUUCUACGAGUACGAGGACUUCGUUUGUACAUAUUGAAAGGGUUAGAUGAGACCAUCGCGAGCAGUAAAGGCAAACACGUCGUCUUGGAGAAUGGGUAUAUUGUUCAAUGCCGGGUUGAAGCAGAGUUGGGUGAUGAAGUCUGGCUUCUCAUAGGCACGUCCUGUCCCUACAUCCUCCAUCCUACUAAGAAGGGGUUUAGACUUAUCAGUGAGGUUAUGGCGCCGGGUUAUCAUGCAACCCGCCAAUUGUUCUUCGAAGAGAAACAACGCAGGAUGCACAAAGGACUUGAGAUCUUGAAGGAAAUUUCUAUAAUUUAG
Molecule: messenger RNA, 1695 nt
Organism: Fusarium verticillioides 7600
Lineage: Eukaryota; Fungi; Ascomycota; Sordariomycetes; Hypocreales; Nectriaceae
Exons: 1
Coding region: 1-1695 (564 amino acids)
Source: RefSeq, a predicted model, not a curated record